This is a messenger RNA of Lytechinus pictus (painted urchin), 8443 nucleotides long. RefSeq names its product interaptin-like. The record is from RefSeq and is a predicted model, not a curated record. Lineage: Eukaryota; Metazoa; Echinodermata; Echinoidea; Temnopleuroida; Toxopneustidae. The coding region runs from base 582 to 5342 and encodes 1586 amino acids. The transcript has 13 exons.
GAUCGUGGCAUUAGCCAAUUGGCAUUGAUCUUGUGAUAGGUGAAUUGAUCGCCUUUCUUAUGUACCAUGUCUUCUUUCCAUUCUUUAAUACUGCAGGAUUAUUAGGUUUGUUUCAAUCGUUCUUGUUUGAAUCGCAAAUAGGUGUGUAAACCGACGCGUGAAUGAGAUGCUCAGGAACUUUCGAGUUUGAACUUGGCUAUUAAUUUGAAAGAACGUGCUUUUAUUUCACUGUAUCCUGAUCAAGUACUUUCAUAAACUAUGUAACUUAGCAUGGCGGGUGUAAUUUGCGACAAAACGUCUCAGUGAUCAGCAAUACAGGAACUUCAAGAUUAUGUGGGGUAUUAUCGAAGUUGAUACCGUUUUCUUGUCACGAAAUGGAAAAGAAAUAUAGUUCUACUGAGAGACAUUUUGUCGUAGCUAUGGAUUUUCUUUGUACGUUCGAUGAUACAACUGCGUAACUUUGAAUCUGUACUUUUAUCGACUAUUUUGAGUUAAGUAGUUUUGAAGUCGCAGAUCUUUGGACACCUUUCUGGUUCUUUGUUGUAAAUUUGGAAUUAAAGAAGGAAGGAUACCCUGACAGCAUGAUGAACGGAAUGAAUGGACUAUCGGAUAGUCACUACUACAGCAAUUUGCUGAACGAGUAUCGGAUGACCAUUGAUGAAUUGAAGGCCGAGUUAAUUCAAGAGCGAGAUGAACGUAUGGCCGAGAAGUCUGAGUUCGAUCAUAAGAUUGCAGUGAUAAUGGAGGAACGAGAAAGAUAUGAUACCUUACAUGAACUGGAGAAAGAGAGUUCUAUGAUUCAACUCAAGAUGGAAGGAAUGAAAUGGCGACAAGAGAGGGCGCAACUAUUCAAUCGAAUUGAUGAGGUCAAAGCCAAAAUGACUGAUCUUGAAAAGCAGGCUGGUGGAGAAGUGAAACACUCGACUCCCGGUUCUAGUCCCGUACAUUCCCAACGUGAAGAGUCCCAGAAGCUUCUACAACGUCUAGAAACAGAGGUGGAAGGAUUGGAUGGUGAAUGUUGGAAGUACAGACAACUAGCUGAUGGACUGAAGAACAAGAUGGAAAGGUUAACUGCCCAGAACGAGGAGCUCAAAGCUUCAAAUGAUAUCCUGAAUCAAGAAAGAACUAUUCUGCAUGCCAAACUAUCCAACACUGAACAAGAGAAAUCAGAAAACGAGGUGCGAAUCAAAAGAGAACGAGAAAUAUACGAGAUGGAGCGAGAUAAGCUCCGAGAUCUUCAAAUGGAACGAGAUGAGUUAGAGAGGAUACUCCAGCCAUUACAGACAAGGAUUGACCACUUAGUCGCUGAUAGUGAAGCAGUUCUGAAUAAGAAAGAGCAGUUAGAAAACAGUGUAAGGACUUUAAGUGCUAUGCUUGACGAAGCUGAGGAAGCAAGACAACGUGCUGAAAACGCUCUGAAAGAAAGCGAGCAUAAUAUGCAAAACGACUCUAGUAGAUUAAGACAAGAAUUUGAAGAAGAAUUCAACUUGAGAGUGAAGGACAAGAAUAUGAGAAUUGAUGAUUUGGAAAAGGAAGUGAGGACUAAGUCGAAAGAAAUUGAAAAUCUAAAUGAAAGAUUAAAAUCUCUUGAGCGUGAUCUGGACGAAAGUAAAAAAUCACUAGAUGACUUCCAGAAGAAAGAUGUCGCGGAAAAGCAACGGGGUAGUCCUAGCGGAAGUCCAAAGGGAAGUCCGACAAGGGACCCGGAGCAGCUCCGACAGAAGUUGGCUACCAAGGAGCGUGAGUGGUCUCAACAGAGAAAAUGCUUUGAGGAUACCGUGGAUAGACUUAACAGUACCCUCAAAGCCAGAGAGUCGGCCUGGGACAACGAACGUGAAGAUUUAAAGAACGAUCUUACUAAAGCUCAGCAGGAUCGUAAGGAUAAAGAAAUUUCCUGGAAUGCUGAAAGGGCUAAGUUGUUGAAAGAGAUCGCAGAUCUCAAAGCUUCUUUGAGUAAGAGCGAAUCAGAGAGUAAAAGGCAGGUGAAUGAACUCAGACAACGGCUUGAGGCAGCCACGGAACUUGUAGAAACUUAUCGUUUAGGUGAGACUAAGUUCAAAGAGGAAAGGCGUCGACUACUUCAACAGAUUGAAGACAAAGAGUCUUCCGUCCAAGUCAAGCAAAAGGAAAUAGAGCGAACACAAACACAGCUAAGCAACCAGCAGAAGCGACUGGAACGAGUCCGUGUCGAGAUCCUAGACCGUUUCCAACGGGAGGAGAAGGUAUGGAAAGCGGAGAUUACUGCCUGCAAAUUCAAGCUUGAGGCGGAGACCAAGUACUUCAACGACGAAGUGGGGAGUUUGCAGAAACGACUGGAGAAUGAGUCUAAUGAUUACCAAUCCCAGAAGGAACAGUUGAACGAAUCAAAGACGGAGCUUGAUCGAUUGAGAACUAUUGUUGAUAAUACAGACAAGGAAAAAGAGGCUCUUAGGAGUGAGAGGGAGAGGGAGAACCUCGCUGCCAAGAGGUCUCGUCAAGUCUUGGAGAAUGCUCAACAAGAGAAAGAGAAGCUAGCAACAAGUCUGAGUCAAGAGAAACAUAGAAGAGAGAUCUUACAGAAGAGUUAUGCCAGCGAGAAAGCAGGCUGGGAAGUAUCUCGUAAUGAGAUGAUGGCCAAGAUCGCUCGGCUUGAACAGCAGACCAAACUAAAGAAGGUUAAGCUUGAAGAUCUCCAGGCACGGCUCCAGGCCUCCUGGGACCAGGAGCGAAGUGAACACAAACGGAUCCUUACAGAAGCAAACUACCGAGUGAUGGAGAUGCAGAAGGAAAUGGAGAGAAGAGACAGCCAAAGGAGCAGAGAAGGGUCGGGCUCUGAGGGCGUCCUUGCAAAGAAACUUCUGGAAGACGAACGAAGGAAGUCGACCGAACGUAUUCACGAGCUUGGUGCCGAGUUGCAGAAGUCCAAAGACGGCCACAAGCGAAUCGGUCAACUAGAGGCUAGGUAUCAAAGAGAUCGAGAGCUGUGGAGGAAAGAACGAAGUGAUUUACAAAAACGACUUCAAGACUGUCUAGCCACUAGAAGAUUAGAACACAAUAAAAUCGACAGUUUUAUACAAGAUCUUCAGAAUCUAAAAGGAGCUGUUGAAGCAACGGAUCGUCUGACGCGAACAGAUAUUCAAAAUGGCGGUCGACAUGAGCAAAUCAUCGUAAGUGUACAGACACAAAAAACCGUUGUCAAGACAACAGAAACCAAACCACUUCAAAAGGCACCACCUCCCGCUGAAGAAAACAACGCCAUCUAUCGGCAGCUUCGUAAACAGGUUUCAGAGCCUUCCAAUGUGUGUACUGCUGCAGCUGAGAAGUCAAAUGAUGUGGUUAACUCCGGUUCAGCACCGGUUAUUACCCAUAGACAUUCGACAUCCGAAAGACCGGCAACAUUUACACUCGAUGAGAAUGCCAGUCCAUCUGCACGUACUGGAAUUGAAGAAAGAUCCAAGUCCCAGUCGGACAUGACACGACGAGACAGUGGUCCACCACCCAAACCACCCGCCAAACCACCACGACAGUUUAGCCAAAAAGAUGAGUCAUCAAGCAGUACUUCAUCCAGGAUGACGUCACAAGCAGCUACCACACCAAGACAACAAACACAAGGAGAGUAUCUACAAAGCAGACGAUCACAGUCAAGGAGUGCAGAGGUCUUGACUUCAUCACCCACGAAAAGCCCUCGAAGCCCGGUGAAAGUUAUCUCAUCGGACCCCGUAGGGGGCGGGCUAGAGAUAGCCACAACGAAACCCACCAAAGCUUCGACAAAAGUGAAGACGGUUGUCACUGAAACCAAAGAAAGAAGAACGCAGGCACCUCCCACGACUAAAAUCGAAGAAACUGAACGUGCAAAAUGUCAAGAAACGCACUUUGGGAAGAUUCCGCAUGUGACUAUUAUUGACAAAGAUAAUACGCAGUCGGGAAAGAAAACAACAGUGACAGAGAUUGUCCAGGAAUCCAAAACUACGGUUCAAGAAUCUAAAGUGCCAGUUGCGUCUUCCACCCCUGAUGUGUCUCAGAUAGGGAGCAGCACCUCUAGAAGACCACCACAAGUAAGCAUCACAAGGUCUGUAAGCGAUCGCCGACAUGACGCUGAUAAACCAACUAUAGUAGUGAAGCAAGGGCGGUUUGACGUAAUGGGUCUUCUGCGAGAGACUGACCGUAAAACCACUCGACCCCGCAGUGAAAGCCCUUCUCGAGUUGAUCUUCAAAUUCGGUUAGCAGAAAUAGAUAAAAAUCGCGUAAUGUCUACUAAGAUGAUGUUUGAAGGUAGCCAGCCGUCACCUAGUGGUUCUGCUCCCGCACUCCAGAGACGCUCGGCUAGUACAGACUCUCCAUGUGUGUCAGACACCGAUAGUGAAAGACACACAGACAGUGAACUCGUAGCACGGAGUCCAACUAAUCGCCAGUUAUCACCUUCAAUAUCGGACAGUCGACUACCAGGUGAUAGUAGGGCCGCUAGUGGAGCAUCACCACAAAUCGCUAGAGCGCAUGAGAGUAGAUCCUCUGAACGUCCUAAAUCUAUGUGUGCUAAUAUAGAUAGAAAAUCAAAAACCUCAAGUGAGGGAGACAGUUUAGGUCGUACUUCUCCUUACCCAAACCCUCCGCCUGGUUUUCUUUUACCAAAGCAUAUUAAUGGAACAACGAGCAAACCGUCCGUUGCGACUAGUCCGACCGUUGCUGCUGCUAGGGGAGUGUCUACUGAACCUCCCAGAGGAAAGUCGUAUAAUGUACCUAUACCACCGAGUGAGCUAGGGUCUUUCGGCGAGGGCCCUCUAACUCAUAUACCUGGACAAUUACCAAGGACAAAGAGUCAACUCCAGGCACAAACUAAACAACCUAUGCCACCACUUUCUAAUAAGACUCCUCCAGAAUCCCCAAAGCAUGGAAGCGAAAGAGGGAAGCGAGUUUCCCCGCGCUCUGCUCGGGCACAGUUUUUCUCUGAAGCGCCCUCACCAACCUCUAACAAAUCCUUGAAAUCUCAGGUGGCUGCACAAGAGCGAAAAACAUCAAAUAAUAACAACAACGCUACUGCCGCUGUUCAACAACAUCCUACAACAUCUUCAGGAGCUUCCUCAGCACCUACAUCCUCAACCAAGUCAAGAGGGACUGGUAGCAGCUCACGGGCAAGCAGUAGCAGUGGUGCUAAGGGGGCUUCAGGUGGCACUGUUAAAGGCGGAUCUGGAUCUAGCAAAUCAGAUGUAGGCACAAGUACUAGGUCGUCUCACCAACCACCCAGCAAAGCUUCCCCAUGGAGCGCAAGUCCUGCUGUCAGCAUACCCCAACAGCAAAGAAUGGGAACCCAGCCGGCAACCAAACCUAAGAAGAGCAAGUUUUCAUCUAAGUCUUCUAAGAAAUAAUAGCAAUUUCAGUAUUCAAUUUAUUGAACUUUUAUUUAUUCUGUGUCGUUAAGUAAUUACUUUCUGCAGAAAUAUCCAACGUCGAUUUCAAUUAACAAUCUCUGUAAAGAAAAAAAUUUGAUUUAAGGUAUAAGUAAAUCUGUUCGUAUAAAAUUGUGAGUGAAACAAAGAAACUUGAAAGCCUGAAGUCUGUACCAGAGACAGAUAUUGGCGAUAAUACAGAAAACGUUGAUUGUGAAUUGAUGAGGUUUGUCGUCUAUGCAUGUAAAAACCUUUCUACAACCAUGCAGAAGAGAUAUUUUUAUGAUCCUGAUUAGUUUUACUUGUCGAAUGUAAGAGAUAUAAAUUUAGAAUUAGAUAUUCUUACAGCAAUAUUGCAUGAAUUUAAUUGAUUUUAAUUAUUAUCAUAGCUGAUUAAUGUGCAAUUUAUAGCUGCAGGCUUUGUUGCUAUUGGAGUAUUUGGGAUGUCGUCACAUUUUUUUUCAGUCUCGGGACUAUCAUUUUUAAGCGGCUGGAUGAAGAGUCUACUAUAUAUUUUCUUAAUAGACAAGCAAAAAUGUAAACCACUCACUCUGUAAAAUAAGGAUGAUUUGAAUUGGUCAAAUUGCUUAAUAUGUAAACUUCACAGUUGAGUGCAGUUGUUGCUGAAGAAAAAGAGGGAGAAUCGUUAGAAAUUAUUCGUGAUUGUCAGUUGCAUUCCAAAUGUUUGAUUUUGUCAUUUAAUGCCUUUGCAAUCAAUUAAAAUGGGCACGACAUAGCUAUUGUUUCAAUACGUUGGUUGAACUUCAAACGUUCCUCUUUGCUUUUAGUGUGUAGACCAAUAUUUUGCUUGAUAGUAUUAAGACCAAUAAGUUGCUUUGACCAAAAUCCAACCACUGCUUUUCGUUUUGUAUUCCACUCUCUUUCUCUCUUUAUUUAUUCAUUUUCGUGCGCUUUGGGGGGUAGGGUAUAAUUAGUGUAUAGGUUUGGCUGGAUCACCAAUCUCAUACAUGUGCUGACACAAAUAAAGCCCCAUCCUUUCAAAUUUGUUGGUUUUUCAAUAUAUUAGUCAUCUGAAAAAUAUAAUGUUAGGUAAUUUGUUCAUAUUUGUUAAACAUUGAACGCAAAGUGAUUUCCCAAAUUUUCUGUGUCUUUCCCCGUUUUAUUAAAAUGUUGUGUUGCAAGCUUGCUCGCUUGGAUUAAUUGAUCACAAAACGCAUUCUUAUUAUUCAUGUCUUACUGUUGUUGUUUUUUUCUUCAAUUUUAUAAGUGGCAUUUUAACAUAGAUAAAACCUUGAGAAACAAAAUAAGUUGCGAAUUUCCUUUUGAACUCAAAGAAGUCAUUCUCGAUAACAUGCGUUCGUUGGAGCUUAGAAUUCGCUGAGAAAUGAUUAGUAUGACUUCAUUGUACUUAAUUAUUGCAUAAGAUAGGAAGUUAUUCUUCAUACAAUGUUGAAUGUACAUUACUUUGUUAUUUAUUGAAAUUUGACUGUUUUAAACGUAUUCAUAAAACUACAGUCAAUUGUACAUAAAGGUCAUCAUAGAUGAAACAGUAGUUCAUAUUUUGGUAUGGUGUAAAUUCUGUUUUAUUAUCGUGGAAGGUUUUCUCGUUCAUUUUUUUGUGUGUAAGUUGAAAUUUAUGUUAUGUGUAAGUCUUAAAUUAUGUUACAAAUACUUAUUCAGAUUAUUUAGUACACUAGUAUUCACAUUUACUUUUACAUACCAAAUUUUAACCACCACUUUGUUGAAAACCGUUUAUUUGAGAAGUGUGAAUAUUUUAUUGUAAUAGAAACUAUUAUUUUCAAUGUUUAUUCAGUUUUCAUAAAUUGGUCACGGUCUUUGAAAAACAAAAGUUGUUCUUCAUCUAGACAUUAUGAGGAAGAUCUUUUUAACUUAGACUUAUAUUAUUGUUUGCAAUAAUUGUCUUAUUGGAAAGUAUAGACUAAAGUUUACAAUUUUUAACACAACAUUGCAUAGUCAUCUUUCACGGUCGCCCAUUCCAUUAAAUUCAAUUAUGAAAUGAACCAAAGACAAAAAUGUUCAAGUGAUAAAGCUACCAAAUGAGUUCACUUUAAAUCGUACCUUCACGAGGUCACGUGGUAUCUUUCAUUAAAUGGUUUCCCCAAAUUGUAAAAUUAUCAUAAAGAUUUUUAGAUAUUUUAAAUCACUUCUCACUAGAAAGAGUAAAUUUGCAUCUAAUACAUGCAGCUAUAUGUGUAAUUGGUAGAUAUGCCGAGUAUCUUACCCACUUAUAAAGAAUGUCAAGAGCAUCAUCUUCUAAUGGCAAUGGUCUGGUGUCUCUGUAUUUCCGGCUUUCCAACGUUUGCAUACUGCAAACAAAUAGUGUAAAUCCACACCGAUCAGUGUUGUGAUGGAACCAAGCAUUCAACAGCAGUGUUAAAUAUAUUGGCGUUUAAUAUGAGUAUUGUAUCAACACUAUUCGGUGUUAUAUUCCAUGGUGUAUUUAUACCAGAUGGUGCUCGCACAGCAGUGUUCUAUUCAACACCAUGUUGUUUUACAGUGUAUUCAGUCUGAGGUUAGAUCACGAUGUCAGUAGAUUUAUAUGAUUAACAUAGUCUUGAUACAGCUAUCAUUGUUAUAUAUCAUGGGAUCCAAACGCUCGAUACAUUGAUUGGUUGAAUUUUUAGGCAAGAAGUAAUAACUUUUUAUUUGGAAAUAUACAUAGAUGAAAUAAUGAAUAAAUUACGGAUACCCGAGUGUCAAGGGAAAUACGAUAGAAUUAUAAUGUAAAAAAAAAAACCUUGACGAAAUAAUGGACAAAAUUAAUGAAAAUCAUUACAGACUUAUAACAGUAUGGCGUCCUUGCUUUGACUGUCUUUAAUUCAGUACAGACGUGGUAGCUAUGUUCAUUUUGAUUUUCCUAUUUUAGAAAGGAUCGUACUUAAUUGUUUUGACUAUACUCUUUCUUUUUUUUUGAAGAUUCUAUUGUAAGGCUUUAUAAACUAUAUGAUUUGUAAAUCAUUUCUAAUCAGCUAUGUAGUAUGAAAUAUGACACUAUGCCAUAUACAAUAUCAUUUUGAUUCCGGUAAUUACAACAAAACGUUUAAAAAAACUGAAUUACUAAUCAAUAAAGGCACAUUUGUGCUUUUUGUAUGAAAAUA